UAUGUUUAAUGAACAAGUUUCAAACAAAUCAAAUGUAGAAAAUUUUUGCCUAACAGAAUUGAGCUAUUAUAGAUAACUUUGUUGAAAUAAAGAUAUACUUUCUAAAUUCACAUCAAUGUUUAGAUUAUUACGUGUGUUAAUUAGCUAUGUAGAAAUAUACUUAUAGAAAGAAGAAAGUUAUGGUAGCAGAAAUAGACUGUUUUCACAAGGCAUGGAUUUGGGAAUGCUAAAAAGAAUUUUGAUUCUGCUCAUGGUGAAUUUAGGAGUAGUGGUACACGAAACAAAGGCACGACCUUUUGCGGUUAAAAGAACAACACGAAAUGCCAACGAAGAUGUCAAGCUUCUGUUCAACCAUUUCUCAAAAUCUUCUCUUGCUAAGAUAUCAUAUUAUGGAGCGUAUCCAGUUGGAACAAGUGCUUGUUCCCUGGACCCAAUACCUCCUCUGAUUAACACGAAGAAAUGGAUUCUGGCUGCUGUCUCAAAAUUUGAUUUCCUGGACUCGCUCACAUGUGGAACAUGUUUGAGAGUAUCCAUGAUAGACCUGACCGCUAGGGAAGACCCAGAGGACAUCUAUGCCGCUGUUAUUGAUAAAUGCAAUGACUGUCAAAAAGGUGAGAUUAACUUGUACAUGGAUGGUAAAGGAACAAUUAAGGCAAAUGUAGAAGCUAUUGACUGUAUGGAUAAGUCACGCCCUGACGAGAAACUGAGAUUGGUUAUUCAAAGCGCUGAGAAAAACUCGUCUAAAAUCCAAAUCAGGAAUUCACUGCUGCCAGUGGUUUUAAUGGAAUGUUUUCGUGAUGGGCGAUGGGUUUGCCUGCGGAGAGAAGCAGACAACUACUUUGUUUUAGAAGAUCUUCAAGCCCUUGUUCCAGUGCAAUUUCGUGCAACGAGCAUAGCUGGAGAAAAGAUUGGUUUCUCGCUAGAUCAAUUUGAAUUGGGUGUGGAAAUCCCACUAAAACAACAAUUCACGCCUUUUCAUUCAGGAAGUCGUGUUAAUAAAAGUCCUAUAGUUGCCUGCAACAAUGAAGUGAAAGCGAUGAACUCAUCAAAAAGCGGCACUUUAGUGCAAAGAGGCAACCCUGUGGAACAAGAUGCAAAGUCUUCCAGCAAAGAUCAAGGUAAAUUCAAAAAUGACUUGUCAAAAGGAGGAAAACAAGUCAAAAGUAAUUUAACUGAAGUCGGUCUUUCGAUGCAACAGCCUUUAAACAAAUCUUUUUGCAAGCAACGUCAAGACGGUUCGUAUCCACACGAGGUUAACUGUGAAAGGUUUGUUUUGUGUGUCCAAGGAAAGUCUCUUGACAAGAUAUGUCCGAAUAGCCUUCGAUAUAACUCAAAAGUGGGUGUUUGUGACUGGCCUAAAAACGUUAUUUGCAGCAGUAACAGUACUAGAGAAAGAUCAGAUUCAGGAGAAGACCACAUGACACCGGUUGAUAACGACGAUGAUGUUUACACCAAGAAAUUUAUUGGAAAAGAGAGAAGAAAGUCUCCCAUAAGCCCUUUGAGAAAUAGAAAUUGAUAAUCAUCAAAAGGAUUUGUCAGUAACAUGGCGACAUUUGCGAGGAAAUGUAAAGUGCUGUUCAUGUCUUUGUUUUUUCAGAAGUGUAAAAUAACGCUCCUACUUUUAUUUGGAGUUUUGUGAUUUUAUUAGAUAUAUCUUUUGCCUACAACUUGUUUUGUCUGCUUAUCAGCUUUACUCUUUCUUAAUCGUCA
This is a messenger RNA of Rhopilema esculentum, 1710 nucleotides long. Lineage: Eukaryota; Metazoa; Cnidaria; Scyphozoa; Rhizostomeae; Rhizostomatidae. The record is from RefSeq and is a predicted model, not a curated record.